UACAGAGCCUUGUUCAAGUCUGGAGCCUCAGAGCGUCACCUGGUGCGUGGUAACUUGCCCUUGAUUUAGGCUCGUCCUUUGAAGGACUGAGAACCACAAGAAAUGACCAGCCCCUCGGGACGCGUCUCUGGCCGAGGACUGCCCUCGCGGGCGGGCAGCUCCUGCUGACGCUGUCCAGGCAUCGCCCGGGGGGAAAGGUUGCAGCGCGGUCGGAGGGCGCGGGAGGAGUCUGGCGGUGAUUGAUGGGGAAGGGACGAAUGAAUAAAAGUGCUUGUCUGGGGACAGCAGAGACCCCGAGCAAGCUGGGGAAGCUACAGCGUCUGGCAUUCUCAGAGGGUUUCGUCAGAGCCAGACCUGCCUGCAGCUGAAGGGAGGCGUGCUCUGCUCCCAGAGCAGGCUGCCACCAAGCUGUGCGCCGAGCGCGCCUCUGUCCCCGCUCCGCGUCCCGGGAAGAAGGGCCCCGCUCGCCGCUCUGCACCUGGUGCGUCGGAUCCAAGAGGCUCUGAAAACUGCAGAGUAGCCACCGGACGCCCACCGGAGCUGGCAGCAGCAUGCAGCCGCCGCUAAGCCUGUUCGGACGCGCCCUGGUGGCGCUGGUUCUUGCCUGCGGCGUGGCCGGGGUCUGGGGAGAGGAGAGAGGAUUCCCGCCCGCAGGAGCCACUCCGCGGCUUCUGGAAUCCGCAGAGAUAAUGAUGCCACCCACUAAGACCUCCUGGCCCGGGAGUUCCAACAACAGCCGGCCGCGCUCAUUGGCACCUGCGGAGGUUCCUAAAGGAGGGAAGAACGCGGGAGUUCCGCCGCGCACCCUCUCCCCUCCCCCAUGCCAAAACCCCAUCGAGAUCAAGGAGACUUUCAAAUACAUCAACACGGUCGUGUCCUGCCUCGUGUUCGUGCUGGGCAUCAUCGGGAACUCCACACUGCUGAGAAUCAUCUACAAGAACAAGUGCAUGCGAAACGGCCCCAAUAUCUUGAUCGCCAGCCUGGCUCUGGGAGACCUGCUGCACAUUGUCAUUGACAUCCCCAUCAAUGUCUACAAGCUGCUAGCGGAGGACUGGCCGUUUGGAGCUGAGAUGUGUAAGCUGGUGCCUUUCAUACAGAAGGCCUCCGUGGGCAUCACUGUGCUGAGUCUCUGUGCUCUAAGUAUUGACAGAUAUCGAGCCGUUGCUUCUUGGAGUCGAAUUAAAGGAAUUGGGGUUCCAAAAUGGACAGCAGUAGAAAUUGUUUUAAUUUGGGUGGUCUCUGUGGUUCUGGCUGUCCCUGAAGCCAUAGGUUUUGAUCUGAUUACGACUGAAUACAAAGGAAGUUAUCUGCGAAUCUGUUUGCUUCAUCCCACCCAGAAGACAGCCUUCAUGCAGUUUUACAAGACAGCUAAAGAUUGGUGGCUAUUUAGUUUCUAUUUCUGCUUGCCAUUGGCCAUCACUGCAUUGUUUUAUACCCUGAUGACUUGUGAAAUGUUGAGAAAGAAAAGUGGCAUGCAGAUUGCUUUAAAUGAUCACUUAAAGCAGAGACGGGAAGUGGCCAAAACCGUAUUUUGCCUCGUCCUUGUCUUCGCCCUCUGUUGGCUUCCCCUUCACCUCAGCAGGAUUUUGAAGCUCACACUUUAUGAUCAGCACGAUCCCAAUAGAUGUGAACUUUUGAGCUUUUUGUUGGUAUUGGACUACAUUGGCAUCAACAUGGCCUCCCUGAAUUCCUGCAUCAAUCCGAUCGCUCUGUACUUGGUGAGCAAAAGAUUCAAAAACUGUUUUAAGUCAUGCUUAUGCUGCUGGUGCCAGUCAUUUGAAGAAAAACAGUCCUUGGAAGAAAAGCAGUCGUGCUUGAAGUUCAAAGCUAAUGAUCACGGAUAUGACAACUUCCGUUCCAGUAAUAAAUACAGCUCAUCCUGAAAAAAGGAAUAUUCACUCAACUUCAUUUUCUUUAUUUUGGACAGAAGUCAUUAAAACAAAAUGAAAUAUUUGCUAAAACAAAUGAGAAACUAUAACUUUGCACAAAACAAUGUAAAAAUGUAAAAGUAAUUAUUUUAACUCUCAUAGUUACAACAUUUUAUGAGCUGUCCACAGCAUGAGAAGAAAAGCAGUGGGAAUUCAGAGGCCCUCAUUCAUUGUAAAAGCACUUAAUUUUUUACAGUUAGCACUUCAGAGCAGCUCUUAAUAACUUCCAGUAUAUUUUGUACACCACUUAGGUUUAAAAUUGAGCUCACUCAGAAAUCAGUGUGAAUCUGAUACAGAGGAAGAAUUUGUCACUGUAAAACAGAAUUUUUAAAUGAAGUUGAAAUUACUCAAUUUGAAAUUUUAAGAAUGCUCUGAAACAAUUUUUUAAUUAAUAAGGUCACACCAUUGAUGGAACCAUAAUUGAAUACAAAAUGUGAAAACAGUUUAGCUGGUGUAUAUUUUUGGACAUUAGAAACAUUUAAAUGAUCAGGAAGGUGUAUCAGAAGCAAGAUCGAGGGUAAGGUAUAGAAAAUCAUUACAUUCUUUACAUCCAGAUAAGAUCGAGUGUCACAAAGAGAAGGAGAGAGAAGGUUUGAAAUGCUAUCCCAAAAGACUUCUUUGAAAUCUUCUAUUCACAUAUUUCUGCAAAGAAAAUAUUACCUGCAUUUGUUUCAGGAUGAGGAAAAUUUUCUUUUUUUUUUCCACUAUUAUAGUUUAAACUCUGUUUAGUUUAUUCAUCUGUAAAUACUCUGCUACAUACACUACAUGUAGAUGAUUAAACAAAGGGCAGGCCCUUGUGUUCAAAGCUUUAUGGUGGAGAGAUGCCAGGGACCUCAUAACGGACAGAAUGUGAAUUGCCUGGUGCAGAGUCCACAUGGCAAAGGAGCAGGCAGCAUCCAUUCCCACCCGUGCUGUAGUUAAAGUGGUCUCUACCAUAUGUAUAAUAGUAUAGUUAAAAUUCUAUUUUUAAAAAAAAACCACACAAAUUAGUCAAGUUAACAGCUACUUGUAAAGCGUAUUACUAAUUUUUAUAUUAUUUUUGUAAAUAACCAAUAGAAAAGUAUUCUUGACAUGGUGUUUUUCUAUCAUUUAGAGGCAAAACUGCUUUUUGAGACUGGUAAGAACCUCUUAACUUUGUGCAUUCUUGCCGAAGUUUUUAAUCUCCUUAGCAGGGUACCUUAGGUUAACUUGGGAUGAGAUGUGUGUGAAAGUAUGUACGAGAGAAAAUGGAAGAAAGAGGAAAUGAGGUGGGGUGGGAGGAAACCCAUGGGGCCAGAUUCCCAUUCUCAGCCUGACGUUCGUCAUUGCCCCGUCACAUCAAUGAAAAAGGUCCUGAUUCUGUUCCAGAAAAACACAGUGCAAUGUUCUCAGAGUGACUUUAGAAAUAAAUUGAGCCCAAGAGCUUUAACUCUGUCUUAAAAUAUAACAGAACUUCUACGUUUUUUUUUUUUCUUUUUGUAAGCCAAGUCACAUGUUGGAAACAAGCUAGCAAUGUUGUUUUCUGCCAGCAUCUAAUGUCAUGAUACAGUAAACCAAAACCCAACAAUGUGGCCAGAAAGAAAGCACAAUAAUUAACUCACAUGCCUUGGGGAUUCUAUUUAUAAUACAAAUCAUCCACAAACUUGUUUAUUAAUUUCUUACUGAUCACUUUUUCAGAUGCCUGUCACCAUAGAAGACAUCUCAGACUUUCAAUUUUAAAUUAACUUUGGGUCACUAAUAUUUUCAUGGUUUGUUAAUGUAUUUUUUAUUUCUAUUUAAAUUUUAGGUCAAUUUUAUUACCGUGUACUGAGUUUUUACAUCCUAAUACUCAUUCCUUCUCCGUAUCAGUAUCAUGAUCUGUAAUCAUCUUGCCAAAUUUUGGAACUGUACACAAAGAGUAUACAUGCACUAUUUAUAAUGCAAUUUCAUUCUUUAUCUUUUUUUAAAAAAAAAGAUUUGAUUCAAAAUUUUAACAUACUGAGAAAGGUUGAUAAGAAACAAUCAUAAUUAUUUUAUAUGACUAAAACAGAGAUAGGAAAAGGUGCUACUGUUAAGGCAGAUUUCCUGUUAUUAAGAACUAUUUAAUAAAGCAACAGAGAAAAACAGUGUUCACAUGGAUAUUACAGCUUAAAAGAUUUAUAAGUGAUUUUAACCUAUUUUUAUCCUUUAUUAACCACAGCUAAUAUGAGUGUAUGUUCAAACAUCUUUAAGUAUUGGCAGCUUACAUACGAGCCAAAGGAAUACAGUUUAUAGCAAAACAUAAGUAUGCUGUAGCUAACUUUAUAAAAUUGUAAUAUAACUGUGUAAAAUAAUUAUAUAUUUUGUUUUUCUGUGGUCACUUAAAGUGGCUAUAGUUGUUGAUUCCUUAUAAACAGAACCAAUAAAAAUUUAAAUUGCUUUAAUAAAAAGAUGAGCUUCGUUUUCA
Messenger RNA from Lemur catta (Ring-tailed lemur), 4332 nucleotides. It is a transcript of the gene EDNRB, whose product is annotated as endothelin receptor type B. Gene Ontology annotation, molecular function: endothelin receptor activity. Gene Ontology annotation, biological process: G protein-coupled receptor signaling pathway; enteric nervous system development; regulation of blood pressure. The record is from RefSeq and is a predicted model, not a curated record. Gene Ontology annotation, cellular component: membrane. The transcript is spliced from 8 exons. The coding region runs from base 552 to 1883 and encodes 443 amino acids. NCBI's taxonomy places the organism in Eukaryota, Metazoa, Chordata, Mammalia, Primates, Lemuridae.